Panicum hallii is the source of this 2112-nucleotide messenger RNA. RefSeq lists its product as uncharacterized. The transcript is spliced from 10 exons. The record is from RefSeq and is a predicted model, not a curated record. Bases 152 to 1357 code for a protein of 401 amino acids. NCBI's taxonomy places the organism in Eukaryota, Viridiplantae, Streptophyta, Magnoliopsida, Poales, Poaceae.
CCGGGCCUGUCACCUGUGGCUAGGAAUUUGGCAAGGCCCACCAGUGAUCUCCUGGCCCAAAUUUUAACACGCGCCCAAAAAAUGAAGCGAGGAAAAAAUAAGAAAAAGUGAAGCGGAGAAGCUCCAGCACGAACGAAACCAAACGGCAGCAAUGGCCACCACCACAUCCCUCCGCUCCCGCCUCCUCAUCCUCCCACCGCCACCGGCGUCCCCCACCGCCGUCUCCCUCCGUCUCCGCCCAUGCGCCUCCGCACUCCCCUCCUCUUCCCGGAGGAGGAACCUCCGCCUCGUGGCACGUGCGGCGCCGCCCGGCGGCGCGGUGGCCCCUGCGUCGUCGUCGGCCCCCGCGGCGGCGGAGGAGAAGGAUGAGAAGGGCGGGGGCGAGGGGCUGUCGGUGGCCGACGCGGAGAGGCUUUGUGAGUUCCUUCGCGCCGACUUGCCGCACCUGUUCGACGACGUGGGCAUCGACCGGUCCGCGUACGACGACCGCGUGCGGUUCCGCGACCCCAUCACCCGCCACGACACCAUCGACGGCUACCUCUUCAACAUCCGCCUCCUCAAGCUGCUAUUCCGCCCCGACUUCUACCUCCACGCCGUCAAGCAGACAGGGCCGUACGAGCUCACCACGAGGUGGACCAUGGUGAUGAAGUUUAUGCUCCUGCCAUGGAAGCCGGAGCUGGUCUUCACCGGGCUGUCGAUAAUGGGCCUCAACCCGCAGAAUCUCAAGUUCAACAGCCAUGUGGAUCUUUGGGAUUCGAUUGAAAAUAAUGAAUACUUCUCUUUUGAAGGAUUAUGGGAUGUUUUCAAGCAGCUACGGUUUUACAAGACCCCGGACAUAGAAACGCCAAAUUACCUUAUUCUAAAGAGGACCGCACAUUAUGAGGUUAGAAGUUAUUCACCAUUCUUAAUAGUUGAAGCAAAAGGAGAUAAACUGACAGGAUCUUCAGGAUUCAAUAAUGUAACUGGAUAUAUAUUUGGCAAGAAUGCUUCAUCUGAAAAGAUUCCGAUGACUACACCUGUCUUCACUCAAGCUUCUGAUGGCACACUUUCAGAUGUAUCCAUCCAGAUAGUUCUGCCAAUGAACAAAGACUUGAACAGUUUACCAGCUCCAAAUACAGAAGCGGUUACUUUGAGGAAGGUAGAAGGAGGCAUUGUUGCAGUAAAAAAAUUCAGUGGACGACCAAAAGAAGAAAUUGUGCUCCAGAAGGAAAAGGAUCUACGCUCCCAAUUACUUAAAGAUGGAUUGAAGCCUCAACAAGGCUGUUUGCUUGCACGUUACAAUGAUCCCAGGACGAAGAGCUUCUUAAUGAGGAAUGAGGUGCUGAUACGGCUAAAUGAGUUCACACUGGAGUUGUAAUCAUCAUAGCUGGCAACAGAUUUAUGUAACACUAGGCGUUGGGUUUGGAGAUUUCAGUGCAUCAUUAGAAAGGGCAAAUCAUGUAGAUGGGCGGAUGUGCUUUAUGUAAAUGUAAAUUCUGAAAGAAACCAGAACUGGAGCCAUGCAUGGUUGGUAGCAGCACAUCGUCAUCUCUGGUGUGGUGACUCGCCACGCCUUCUCGUGGCCAGCCAUGGUCUCAUGGACCAGAGACUAGGGUUACGUUGGAGGUACACCAUGCCAUACCAUAUGUGGCCAUUGUUGGUGGUUCAUCAGCUUGAUGAAGAGCGGGGGAAACGAACGGAGAUGAGGAGAACCGGCCAGGCAGGGGUCACAUGGGCUGCCGCGUCAAGUGCAAGCCAGUUCACGCUUGCGGUGCGCGCGGCGUGCCCGCGGUGGCUGGCGGGGGGCGCAUUUACAUGAGCUACCGGGGCAUGCGGUGCCGAUGCAGCACAAGGGACGGACCAUCACCAACCCACGGCAGAUUGAUCGUCCUUAGCUUGUUGCUUGGCAGCAUAACGGUUUCAUUGCUCUCUGGGAGGGGUGUAUGCAUUAGCAGCUGAACAGUACACUUGUACUGAUAGUGUCUGGAAGUGGAGUCUCUGUACGCUCAACUGGAGCAGUGUCACUAUCAGAGGUUUUCCUUCACUGGAGUCGCCGCCGUCAUUAGAGUAGAGAGGAGAAAGUGAGAUUGUUGCCUAGUGACAUGAGGUUUUGUCAAAUAUCUAGGCUUAGAG